AUGCUGCCUUAAUGUUCUGAAAAAAAAAAUAAUAAAAAAUAAAAAUAAUAAACUAAGCGUCCUCCUUAUCAUUAAAAAAUUCCCAAAAAGACUUAAGAUUCUACUUAUAAAUUAUAUCUAUUGCCUUCAGUAACAUUAUUACAUAAAUUAGGAAUUUCCCCUCACCAGUUAUGAUCAUAGAGAAAAACCAACUAAAUUUAAAGCUCUAUUUUAAACAUUAGGGAAAAAUAAUUAUUUUUUAUGA
Messenger RNA from Paramecium primaurelia, 244 nucleotides. Lineage: Eukaryota; Ciliophora; Oligohymenophorea; Peniculida; Parameciidae. The record is from the annotation of a GenBank genome assembly.